This is a messenger RNA of Pisolithus orientalis, 1483 nucleotides long. RefSeq lists its product as uncharacterized. Lineage: Eukaryota; Fungi; Basidiomycota; Agaricomycetes; Boletales; Pisolithaceae. Gene Ontology annotation, molecular function: dioxygenase activity. The record is from RefSeq and is a predicted model, not a curated record. The coding region runs from base 334 to 1338 and encodes 334 amino acids. The transcript has 12 exons.
ACUGUACCCACAAACCAAUUUCCUUAUGUAAGCGCAUCAGGGGUGGUUUAUACCCGACAGCCGACAUCACCCAAUUUACAGCAGGCAGGGUGCUCCCAGGGCUACCAUGCUUGGGCGCUUGAACACCGAACGAGAUCAUGCCAAUCACAUCCUCACUGCCAAAACACUAAGUAUUCGUUGGGGCCAGCAUUUCCUACAAGUCUUAUUGCGUACUACAUACAUAGUCGCUCAUAAUAAAGUUCACUUGCGUUUCGUUAUCAGAUAGGCGCCGUAUACUUAUACAGGGGAUGAGUGACAUUGUAACAAGCCAUCGUUCCCGUGUGUGAGAGCAAGAUGUCUCUGGUAGAAAAAGCGGCCUCUCUUAACGGUGUAUUCGACAGUAUACCCAUUGUAAAUAUAGGUCAUGCAUCAACGCCUGAGGAACGGGCUGCGUCUGCUCUGCAGAUAAGGGAUGCCUGCAUGAAUGUCGGAUUCUUCUACGUUAGAAAUCAUGGUAUACCAGAAGAGAUAAUCGACAGGGUCCUUUCGGCCUUGAAAGCUUACUUUUCUCUCCCAAUCGAGACGAAGAUGAAGCUCUACCACAGAGAAGGCGCAAAUUACAGAGGAUAUGCGCCUGUGUUAGACUCCAACAUCGACUCAGAGAACAAAGGCGAUCUGUUCGAAGGUUUCGUAAUCGGUUGGGAAGAACAGGUAUUCGAGGAAGAUGAUGACAAGGAAGCGGAUGCCAAUACCACGACUAUUCCGAACAUAUGGCCCUCGGAACCCGCCAGGUUCCGUGAAGCGUUUGUUAAUUACUACCACGCAGCUGUAGGUGUUAGAAACGUCCUAUUCCGCCUCUUUGCCCUUGCAUUGGAUCUCCCUGAAACAUACUUUGAUGACAAGAACGAGAAUCCCCCAACGAUGCGGGGCCACCAUUAUCCCCCUCAAACUGGUUGCGAAGACGAUUACGCCUUUGGUAUUAAUGCCCAUUCAGACUUCGAGUGUUUUACCAUCUUAUGGCAGGAGCCUGGAAUUCAAGCUCUUCAGGUGCUAAACUCGGACAAGCAGUGGAUAAAUGCACCGCCGAUCCCCGGAACGCUGGUUAUCAACAUCGGUGACCUGCUUGCACGAUGGACGAACGACGUGUUCAGGUCGACCGUACAUAGAGUGAUCAACAAGUCUGGGGUCCGUAGAUAUUCCGUUGCCAUGUUCGUUGGUAUCGAUCCCCGUGUCCGGGUCGAGCCCAUACCAAGUUGUAUAUCCUCCGAGAAACCACCCAAGUACGGGCCUAUUUUUGCAGGGGAGCACGUUCGGAAGCGCCUGAACGAAACGUAUCACCGAAAUGCCACCUUGGGGUGACUAGACAUCUAAGUGGUUUUAGACACAGUUAGCCGAACCACAUGCUCUCAGUCUUGUCGAGCAGGUUCCUGGAUGAUAGGUACCGAGAUGCUUUGUAAGGUGCCUCCACAAACUUGACCGAAGUUUAAAUUAGAAGUUGCAUCAG